Cornus florida is the source of this 840-nucleotide messenger RNA. RefSeq names its product protein ALP1-like. The record is from RefSeq and is a predicted model, not a curated record. NCBI's taxonomy places the organism in Eukaryota, Viridiplantae, Streptophyta, Magnoliopsida, Cornales, Cornaceae. The coding region runs from base 1 to 840 and encodes 279 amino acids. The transcript has 4 exons.
AUGGGACCAAUUGAUGGCGACACAUUUUUCAAGGCCCUAAAACAAUUUCGUGAUGAUCCACUCUGGAGUAGAGUAUUUGUUAAACUUAGUGAUGAGAAGAAGCAGGAAUGGCUUAAAAGGCUGUUUACCAUUAUGGAUCCAUUUUGUUUGCCUACUUUAAUUAAUGAUGAUGAAGAAGAUGAAGAAGAGGAAAUGGGGAAUUGCAUUGGUGCAAUUGAUGGUACACAUAUCCAUGCAAAUGUCCCAGCAUCUUCACAAAUUCCUUAUCGUGGAAGGAAAUCAGACACAACACAAAAUUUAAUGGCUAUUUGUUCUUUCGACAUGAAAUUUACAUAUGUGGUGGCAGGUAAGUAUUAUCUUAUGGACUCUGGGUACACCAAUAUGAGGUACUUCUUAGCACCUUAUCGUGGCAAAAGAUAUCAUUUACAGGAAUAUAGGGGGAGACGAAUAAGGGGUCCUCAUGAACUAUUCAACUAUAGGCAUUCGUCACUAAUAAAUGUGAUAGAACGUUGUUUUGGUAUAUUAAAAAUACGUUGGCCAAUCCUUAAGUUGAUGCCUCCUUACAAACUGAGUGUACAAGCACUCAUCAUUAUUGCUUGUUGCACAUUACAUAAUUUUAUUCGUGACGAACCCCGUUUAGAUUAUCAUUUUGAUGAAUAUGGGGAUGAAAAUGCCAAUCUUCAAGAAGAAGAAGAAGAAGUGGAGUUAGGUGGUACUUCUCAGAGAGUGAAUGUUACACAUGAGCUAAUUCAAGAGAUGAGUGAAGCCUGUGAUGCAGUUACAAAUGAGUUAUGGAACAACUAUCGUGAUAGAUUAAUCACUUCUAUUUGCUCAUUAUAA